AUGGGUGUCCAUGAUAGAGAAAGUCUCAGCAGCUUCCCGCUUGAGCUGUCCCGGGGCCCCGAGGGUGUGUCCAGAGGCAGCAGGCAGCUGUGGGGCCAGGUGCUGCUGGAGUCCGCGGCGCCUCUGAGGUUGUGGGCGCCCGAGGAGGCAGCACGCGGCGGGCGAUGGCACACUGGCUCUGGGGGCGUCAACACCAUGCCCAGCGACUACGCGGCCUCGAGAACAUACCUGCGGCGGCGGCAGCUGCUGCUUCCAGACACAGGAGAGACCACGACUCUACCUCCUGGGCACCAUGAGUUCCAGUUCAGCUUCCAGCUGCCACCGACCUUGGUGACAUCGUUUGAGGGCAGACAUGGCAGAAGCAUCAAGGCCACCUUACAUUGGCCCUGGGCACCGGCUCAUCGGGCGAAGAAAGUGUUCACCGUCAUUGAGCCCUUGGAUAUUAACACUCCGGCCUUGCUGGCACCCCAGGCAGGCCCUCGAGAAAAGAUGGUUUGGGCCUGGUACUGCAAUCGCGGCCUCGUCUCCCUCUCAGCUAAGAUCGACCAGAAAGGCUACACACCAGGCGAAGUAAUCCCCAUCUUCACCGAGAUCGACAAUGACCCAGUGCUGCCCCGGGCCGCUGUGUUCCAGACGCUGACUUUAAUGGUCCAAGGUGCCCACAAGCAGAUGGACCUAGUGGCCAGCAUGGAGGGCAAACCUGUGGGCCCCGGGCGAACGCUGUGACAGCGCCGGGCAGUGCAGAUCCCUCCCGUCUGUCCCUCCAUCCUGCACUGCCACGUCCUGCACGUAGACUACACCCUCAAGGUCUGCGUGGAUAUCACUGGCACUUCCAGGUUGCUUCUGGAGCUAUCACUGGUCAUCGGUACCAUAUGCCUGCACGCUUUCGGCAGCCUCUGGUCCAGCAUGGGUAGCCAUGAGCUGGACUUGGGGCUGGGCAUGCUGCCAGAACAACCUGAAGCUCUUCCUGAGUAUUCGGAGGUGGUAGUAGAGGAGGCGAGGGCCAACCUGGACCUGGACUUUGAGAGCCCCUUCUUCAGCUACAUCCAGGAGUUCCACUACCACUCACCUCCUCAGGAGGACCCUUACCCAGCCACAGAGGUAAUAAGGCACUUCUGCAUGACCUACUGA
This is a messenger RNA of Elephantulus edwardii (Cape elephant shrew), 1131 nucleotides long. RefSeq names its product arrestin domain-containing protein 2-like. The record is from RefSeq and is a predicted model, not a curated record. Lineage: Eukaryota; Metazoa; Chordata; Mammalia; Macroscelidea; Macroscelididae. Gene Ontology annotation, cellular component: cytoplasm; plasma membrane. Gene Ontology annotation, biological process: protein transport.